Arabidopsis lyrata subsp. lyrata is the source of this 963-nucleotide messenger RNA. RefSeq lists its product as uncharacterized. Bases 291 to 746 code for a protein of 151 amino acids. Gene Ontology annotation, cellular component: nucleolus; 90S preribosome; small-subunit processome. NCBI's taxonomy places the organism in Eukaryota, Viridiplantae, Streptophyta, Magnoliopsida, Brassicales, Brassicaceae. The record is from RefSeq and is a predicted model, not a curated record. The transcript has 4 exons.
UUCCUUUCACGUCUUGCUAACUCCUUAGUGACUCUUCUGAAAAAUGGUGGUCAGGAAGAUCCAGAAAUUAUUGAGCAGGUUGUUGCUGUUUCUAUAACAUAUUUUACACUCCGGACAACGUAACUUAUAUAUUAUUUUUGCUGAAUUUUUGGUCUUUUUCUUUGAAGAUAUUUGAAUCAUGGUCUUACAUAGUGAGAGACCUGCAGAAGUAUUUCAUAUGCGACAUCAAAACUAUUCUGAAGGUUACAUUGGAGCUGAGGUAUUACCCCAAAGACUAUAUCAUCGAGUUGAUGUCACCCUCGAUGUCAUUUUUGUUGAGGACUGCACCGGAUAAGCAACUUGAAAAAGGGAUCAAGAGGAUCCUUUCUGAAGUUGCAGAUCCACCGAAAAGAACUGGAGGAGUUACUUUACUAUAUUAUGUUAUGAGAAAUACCGAUGCGAAACUCCAUUCAAAAGCUGGCAGGGUUUUGAGGUUCUUGCUGAAAGAUUCUACAUUAUCUUUUUGUGAUAAUUUUCCUCAAGGUUCUGGUAGUACAGUGGAAGUUGUGAGUUCAACUUUGGAGAGAAUAUGCAAGGAUUAUAAAGUAGAAGAAUUAAGUGUUAUCUGGAAUUGCUUGUAUCAGGAGGUAAACAAAUCAAUCUUGAACAAACAAUCAGUUCAUCUAAGCCGACUGUUGACAGUGAUUACUUCAGCUGUUAGGAUUAAGAAAGGUCUCAAGGUUCAUGGUAAGUUAUUAUAUUGUUGAAUAUCAUUUCCCCCUCUCUUCCCCUCCUCAAAUCGCUCUCUUAUGAUUGGUGUUAAAACUUAGAGGAGAAGAUGAAAAAAUUGUAUCUAUCAAUCACUAACAAUGACUUAGCGAAAACUUUUAUCAGUUGGAACAGUUUUCAUUUAAAAAUAUCUUCCAAUCAUUCAAAAUGUUUGAUUCAGAUUCUUCAUAAAAAAAUGUAAUACUAGCUAGGAGU